This is a messenger RNA of Syzygium oleosum, 676 nucleotides long. RefSeq names its product nuclear transcription factor Y subunit B-5-like. The transcript has a single exon. The record is from RefSeq and is a predicted model, not a curated record. Gene Ontology annotation, cellular component: CCAAT-binding factor complex. The coding region runs from base 72 to 434 and encodes 120 amino acids. Gene Ontology annotation, molecular function: DNA-binding transcription activator activity, RNA polymerase II-specific; protein heterodimerization activity; RNA polymerase II cis-regulatory region sequence-specific DNA binding. NCBI's taxonomy places the organism in Eukaryota, Viridiplantae, Streptophyta, Magnoliopsida, Myrtales, Myrtaceae. Gene Ontology annotation, biological process: regulation of transcription by RNA polymerase II.
GCCCUUUGACAUUGGAAGACAGAGUACAAAUUCAACGAGGAUCUUGUACUUUCGUGUGUGAACCGCUAGAAAUGGUAGAUAACAACGGUGCCGACGAUGGAAGCAUCAAGGAGCAAGACAGGUUGCUCCCAAUAGCCAACGUGGGGCGGAUCAUGAAGCAAAUCCUCCCUCCCAAUGCAAAAAUCUCAAAGGAAGCGAAAGAAACGAUGCAAGAAUGUGUCUCAGAGUUCAUCGGCUUUGUGACCAGCGAAGCGUCCGAGAAGUGCCGGAAGGAGAGGAGGAAGACCGUGAAUGGCGAUGAUAUUUGCAGCGCUAUGGAGACGCUGGGUUUUGACGAUUAUGCUGGUCUGCUAAGAAGGUAUUUGCAUAGAUAUAGGGAAUUAGAAGGCGAAAAAGCGAAUCAAGACAAGGUAAUGAACAGCACUCAACAGUAGCAAAUCCAAGGGUGUUGAGCAAUCUUUGUCACAUAGAAAUACUCAACAAUUUAGGAACAAUCAGGCUUCGACCUUCACCUCGGCAAACUUUUAAACUGAUGAAAGGAGUGAUAGAUCAAUCUCAAGGCCAUGUUGAGGAUACAAGGGAAGGUAUUAGGGCAACUGAUAUGUAUCAAUUUUCUAGCUUUAAUCAUGAUGACACUCGUGGAGGUAAUUUUACAUGUCUGGGCUUUUUAUUUUCA